GCAUAAUGAACUUGUUGCUGUGUCCAUUUACGUAGGAGUUGUUGUUUUUUCCACCCACUUUUCUGUGUGGACUUUGUUGGAAAACAUUUGAAUUAUCGUCGACAUCAGGGAAGCGAAGUAUCAAAGAGGAGCAGAGACAUACCUUGAGAGAAAGAGCAUGAGCACGCCAUCCUCAGGUCGGAAGACCCCAGUGGACCACGGUGUCCAGAUCCGCUUCAUCAAUGACCUCUACGACACUGGCGGGGGGCAGCCGGGGCCCCAGCUCAAGCCCAAGCCCAAGACCAAGAGCCAAAGCACCUCCAAGUAUGGCGUUGCGGUGAGGGUUCAGGGUAUUGCUGGCCAGCCAUAUGUGGUCCUGAAGGAUGGAGAGAAAGGAGACUCUUACGGGGUCCAGCUCAGGACCCAGGGUCCCCCUGGUUACAGCAGCCUACCCCGGAGGAAAGAGAAGGCAGAGCCAGGACCACAGGGGGCAGAUAUCUCAGGAGGUGGAGGGCAGGGAGGGGCACUACGCCGUGCACAAUCCCAUGGGUCGCUGCUGGACAGGGAUGCAGAGGGAGGGGCAGGCAAUGAGGAUUUUCAGCUGUCUAGACCACCAGGGGAUGGGAAGUCUGGUAGUUAUGGGAAUCUGGAUGGGGGAAUAGGAGUUCGGGGGGAGAGAGAGCAGGUUCGACGUGGUAGAGAGAAUAUGGAAAGGAAUAUGUGGGAUGGUUCAUACAAAGCAGGGCUCAACGGGUCCGCGGGGUCCGUGAGGAGCAGUCAACCCUACCCUGACCCUCCUCAACAAACAAAUCAGAGGCAGACUCCUGUCAACAGACUUAUAAACAGGUUUGAUGGUGGAAAUACUGGAGGCCAGCAGAGAGGACUCCCUGCCGAACAACAAGACCCCAGAGCUACAUCCCCUCUCCUCACACCCAACCCCUACACCUCACCUCCGUCCUCAACUCACAGCAGCCUGGGACGCAGCCAGGCCGCUGUCUCCACAUUUCCAGGACAGUCGGCUAAUCAGUGGACUUCACCGGUGAGAUAUUCUGCUGCAGACACACCGCAGACCAGUCUGACUGAGGCACAAGUGACUCCUGACCUUUUGCUGGACCAGGGUCAGAAUGCAGAGACGACCAGUGAGGAGGAGCAGCUCACGCAGACUUUAUACAACAUCCUGAGACAAGGGAGCAGCGAGAGUGAUGUUGUCAUCAACCACAAAGUCAAGGUCAUCUUUCAGAAGAUUCAGAACCUAAAGCCCAAAGAAAGACCUCAGGAAGAUUGGUUGAGAGAAAAGAGGGUGCUUGAAAGAAAGAUGGCUGAACUACAAACUGCCCUGCAGGAGGAAAGGAGGGACUCUGUUAGCAAUUCUGAUCCUGCUCUGAAAGCUGAGCUGGAGUCCUGUCUGGAUGAAAAUCUGCAGCUCCGGGAGAUGCUGGACCGGAAGAAGAAAGAAUUAAACGAAACACAAUCAGAGCUGACUCAGCUGCGUAUGGACAGGGAGAACGCAGAGGCACGGGUCAGAGGAAUGGAGGACCAGCUGGCUGAGUUUCAGGAUGAACUGAGAAGAGAGAAUGGCAACAAGACGGAUCUGAUGUCUUGUCAGGCACAGCUGAUGGAGGUUUGCCAGCUGAAACAGAAGCUGGAGGAGACGCUGAGGCAGCGAGAGAGGGAGCUCACCGCUCUCAAAGGAGCCCUGAAGGAAGAGGUGGCCACACAUGACAAAGAGAUCGAGGCGCUCCGAGAGCAGUACAGCGCUGACAUGGAGAAGCUCCGCAGCAGCAUGGAGCAGGUGUCUCAGUCUCACGCUGGGAUUGAGUCAGAGCGGUUACGUGUCAAUGCAUCGGUUCGUUCCCUUCAGCAGCAGCUGGAAGACUGUAGAGACGAGAGCAGCCACUGGAUGGAGCAGUUUCAUGCCACCAGAGACGAACUUCGAACAACCAAACAAGAACUGCUGCAAGCCCGUCUGGAGAAAGAGGAAUGUGAGGAUGAACUAAAAGAGCUCCAGGAGAAAGUGAGCACCAUGAAACAACAGAUACCAGAUCCCAGCCACAAACAGAGUCUCAACCAGGAACUUGAGCGAUACACGACUGAUCUACAGAAGUCCAAGGCUGACCUCCAGAAGCAGAGGACUGACUUUGACAAGAAGGUCAUGGAGGUUAUCGCCCUAAAAAAAUCUCACCAGAGCCAGGAAGCAGAGCUGAAGUAUGAGAUUGACAGGCUGAAGGACCAGUUGCAGAGGGCCAGAGAGGAUGUUGCCAAGGCACAGGAGAAAAACAAAAAGCUCCCAGACCCAGCCAUCAUCUCCGAGCUGGAGCAGAAGCUUGGUGAGACAUGUGGUGAAGCUACUCAGCUGAAAGAGAAUCUCUCAUUAGCUGAAGAGGAACUGGAGGACAGUAAAACUCGUCUCAGUCGAGCUCAGAUGGACAUUAAAUCACUGGAAGAUGUCCAGCGGGAUCAAGAGGAGGCCAACGCACGUCUCAGAGAGAAACUCUCGCGGUUGGAGGCUGAGCUGCAGACGAACGCCUCAGAGAGCUCAGACGCAGAGAUCGCCCUCCACACUGAAAUUAGAAGGUUGAGAUCUGAGCUUGACGAGGUCAAGAGAAAAGCUUCCAGACUGAGUCAGGAGAACGGUGAACUUAUCCUGCGUGUGGAGGACACGGAGAAAGACAAGGAGACGCUGAAACAGACCUUCAACCAGCUGGAAGAGACUAAGCGACAGCAGGAAAGAGCUCUGGAGAAACUCAACAGAGAGUAUGAGUCUCUGACCGUGUCCUCAAGAGAGGAGGCGCAGACUCUGCGGGUUCAGCUGGAGGAGCAGAGAGAGAGGGCACGCAAGGAAAUGCAGGAGGCGCAACGUCACGGAAACGACGCUCAGAGUGAACUGGAAAGAAACACUAUAAAUCUAAGGAGACUGGAGGAAGAGAUGUCACGACAGAAGAAGGAGCUUCUGCUGGUAUGUGAGGAGAGGGACAACCACCAGCUGGAUAAAGAGCUUCUGACCAACAGACUGCGCCACCUCGAGGCAGAGAUGGAGGUCAACAAAAACGGCCACAAUGAGAAAACACGGGAGGUUCGAAUCCUUGAGGACAAGCUGAAGCGAAUGGACUUGGAGCUGGAGGAGGAGAGGAACAGCGUGGAGAUGCUGACAGAACGAGUGGCCAGGAGCAGAGACCAGAUCGAUCAGCUCCGCUCCGAGCUCAUGCAGGAGAGAUCCUCCAAACAGGACCUGGAGCUGGACAAGAACGCCAUGGAGAGACAUCUGAAGGAACUCAGGAGUCGUGUGGCCGACAUGGAGGGUCAGUCACGCUCCUCAGCAGGAGUCUCCCAGCUGGAGAACAAGCUCCAGGAGCUGGAAGAACGCCUACGGAUGGAGGAAAGGGAGAAGAACUCUGUGUUGGCGUCACAACGACGCCUGGAGAGGAAACUGAAAGAUCUCAACAUGACGCUAGAUGAGGAGAAGCACACACACACUGAGCAGAGAGACCAGCUGGCUCUGAGAGUGAAAGCUCUGAAGAGGCAGGUGGACGAAGGAGAGACAGAGCUGGAACGGAUAGAUGGACUGAGGAGAAAGGCCCAGAGAGACAUGGAGGAACAGAUGGAGCUCAAAGAGGCCUUGCAGGCCAGAGUCACAGCACUGGAAACUGAGCUCAAGAGAAAAGCCCAGGCAUCAAUGCGCCCAGCUCUGGAUUCAGUCCUCAGUUCAGAUGACGACGACAGCCUGUACGACCCCUCCACCAUCACCUCCAUCCUCACGGAGAGCAACCUCCAGACCAGCUCCUGUUGAAUCACAACUUCAGGGACAGGGUGAGGGUGAGGAACUGUAGCACUAUUAAGGAGGGUAAAAAGAGGAGGAAAGCGUAGGUUAGCUGCUUCGUAGACUGGGAGUAAAGCCAGAAGGCAGGGUGGUACACACUACCAACAUCAAAGGAGAGGAGCAACGACCUGGGUGUUAAAUUUCAGAUUGUAGAGGUUAGUAGAUGAAUGAUUUUCCACACCAGGGUGAAUGGAAGGAAACAAAACAUCCUCUGCAUGUCAGGGUAUUUCCUUCAGUCUACACUGUCCACACACAUCCUCCAUUGUACAGCUGGAAGGGCUCACAACAUACAAAUUAGCAACUGGAUUCAGUAACUGGACUGUAAGGAAGGCUAGAAGCACAGAAACGUAGAAAUUAAAAAUACCUCUUGCGCUUUUUGAUACAUAUUCAGUAUGUCAAGCCAUUUCAGGGUUGGGAUUCUGUGUCAAGCACUUACGGUACCAAGUCUGGCUUUGACUGAACAAUCAAAAAUACUCUCAUCAUCUCUGAGAGUGGACAGUUUACUUGUUAGACUCCAGUUUUCUCUGUAGCACAGUCUCCAACCGAUUGAACUCACAAACUCGGCCAGUACAUAUAUUAGGUACAACUGAGCAUGGACCAACACUGACACUGAGUGCUUUCAUGACUGCACAAAGAGAAAAGCAAUAUCACACUACAAUUGAGAGGUAAUUUCUGCAAAAUGUUUAAUUAAAUCUCUGUUUGUUUACAUAAGGUUUUUUGAAAUUUGGCACUUAUUCCACCGUCCAGUCGUUAAUGCCACACGGUAGAUUGUUCAGAAUUAUAAAAUAUAACACUAACAGCAUCUGUUAUGGAUUCCCGUGGACAGAGACACAUUAUUAUAUAAUAUAAAUGUGAUAAAAAACACAUGUUGGUGUGAAGGUUUUGAUUAGUUUUGUCUUUAUUCACUGUAUCGGAGCAGUUUCCUGAUAGUGGUGCAACAGACUUUGGGUUUGUUUUUAUAACUUUGAGCACAGAGGGCUCCUUUGUCAGAAUAUCACAUACUGUAUAAAAGUGGUUUUCCACUUUAAAAGCAAAAAAAAAUAAAAUUGCCAAAUAUCUUCUGUCCUGUCUGAUAAAAACAAAGUGUAUUUGUAGAAGCUGCACAAUGUCUAUGCAUUCCCUUAAAGCACAUCACUGAAAUAUAUUUUCAUCAUUUCAUUAUGAUGCCUUAAAAAUUGUUGAAAAGAAUUUUGUAAUUCUUGUCUGAAUGAUUUUUGUAAAAUGUUUGUAUUUAACAUUUGUAGAUUUUUCUUUUUUGGAGUCCCGAGUUGGAUUUUUGUACACAGUUUGAACAAUCAAUCAGAGUAAUGACUAUUACAUUUCACUGUAAUGUAAUGUUUCUCCUUUUAUCUUCAGUUAAACUGGAACAUGGUACUUAAUGGUAGUUGAGUAUAAACAUGUUGAAUUUAAAGUAUAUACUCUUAAUUGUUGACUGGAAAAAAAUCACACUGUGACUGUUCUUCACAUAAUAGAGCAUUUUUCUAUUGCAUAUAAAUUUAGCAUCAAUAAAAGGUAAACCAAUUUAA
Centropristis striata (black sea bass) is the source of this 5322-nucleotide messenger RNA. RefSeq names its product cingulin (gene cgna). Lineage: Eukaryota; Metazoa; Chordata; Actinopteri; Perciformes; Serranidae. The coding region runs from base 158 to 3766 and encodes 1202 amino acids. The record is from RefSeq and is a predicted model, not a curated record. The transcript has 20 exons. Gene Ontology annotation, cellular component: myosin complex.